Messenger RNA from Phyllotreta striolata, 2578 nucleotides. The record is from the annotation of a GenBank genome assembly. Lineage: Eukaryota; Metazoa; Arthropoda; Insecta; Coleoptera; Chrysomelidae.
CGAGUAUUAAAACGAAAAAAUUAUCAAUAUUACUUGCUCAUAUUUGAGAACUUUAUGUAGCUAAAUCGAUACAAAAUAUUAUAUACAAGGUAUUCUAUUUGCAUAAUAAAUAAGAAACCUUAUAAAAAAAGGAUUACGCUAAAUGAAUUGCGAUCGAGCGCCAGUGGGAACGCGGCAUAAACAUAUAAAUCGUUUAAAUUCACUCGCGAGCCUCCGUUUCAUUUCCUCUAUUGUAGAGAUAAAUGUCGCAAUGUAUUGUGGCUGCAAUUCUUAUUUACAAACGGAAAAGUGUUUUGAUAAAUUAACAAUACACACAUACACAAUAACGCCUGCAGCUUAUUAUGAUUGUUCACUCCUACUUAAACGUACAACUUUAGCAAACGAGGAAUAAAAGACUGAAUCGAAAUGUCCAUAAUCAACGUGAGAAACGCCUUCUCGGCGAUGGCCCAAAACUACCAAGCGGGGGCGGCGUCGCUGCUGCCCAACGCCCUGACCGGCAGGAGGAAAUUCAGCGUGCAACAGACGAGAUCGAGGCGGCGAAUCCUGUCGAAAAACGCCGAUGCGGCGGUGAAACUGGUCAGGAACAUGGGCGGCGGCAUCGUCAAGUCGCCGUUGGGACCGUGCGAGAACAUACCCAACCAGAACAUCGUCGAAUACGUCUUCAGGGACACCGAACAAUGGGCGGACGAAACUGCAGCGACUUGCGCAGCUACGGGUCGAGAGUACACCUACGGAAUGCUCAGAAUGCUGGUGAACAGGUUCGCACAGGCCGCCCUCGGCCAUUGCGGCAUGAAACCCCGCGAAGUGGUGGGCCUGCUGCUGCCCAACAUACCCGAAUUCAUUAUAGUUUGUCACGGGGCGCUCGAAGCCGGACUGGUGGUCACUUUCGCCAAUCCUCUGUACACACCAGACGAAAUUAAAAGGCAAUUCGAAAACGCCGGCGUCAAGAUGAUCAUCACAGUUCCUAUACUAUUAGAAAUAGCAACGACUAUUGCGCCGCGUUUGUCUGGAUACAGAACCACCGUUUGCAUCGGCGGCGAAGAUGACAUCGAAAAGAACAUACACGGAUUGAAGAGUUUGCUAACAGCCGGAUACGAGAGCGAAUUGCCCGGCAUUUCCCCGAAAGAACUAGCCGUUUUACCGUACUCAAGCGGUACGACCGGGCUACCCAAAGGAGUGAUGCUGUCUCAUUACAACCUUAUAGCCAAUUUAGUGCAAGGAGAACGAGAAGAACUGAUGAUAAAGCGAAGGAAAGACGGUACUCGACACGAGGUGCUGUCCGUGUUGCCGUUCUUCCACAUCUUCGGCUUCAACGGCAUCAUGAACAUCGUCAUCAGGGACGGACAUCACAUGAUCACGCUGCCCAGGUUCACGCCCGAAGACUACGUGAAAGCCUUAGAAACCUACAGGCCGACGUUCCUGUUCGUCGUGCCCUCGCUGCUGCUGUUCCUGGCUUCGCAUCCGGCCGUCACCAAGGAGCACCUGAAGAGCGUGGAGGGCAUCCAGUCGGGCGCGGCGCCCCUCACCGAGGGCGUGCUGCAGAAGUUCAAGGCGAAGCUCGACAAUCCCGACGACAUGAUGAUCAGGCAGGGUUACGGCAUGACCGAGAGCUCGCCGGUCACCUUCAUCAUGCCCAAGCUGACGCCGCCCUCCAAGAUCGGCACCAUCGGCAUUCCCUAUCCCAACACCGAGGCCAGGAUCGUGUGCUUGAAGACCGGAGAGAACCUGGGUACUCACAGUUCAGGGGAGUUGUUGGUGAGAGGGCCGCAGGUAAUGAUGGGGUAUUUGAAUAACGAGAAAGCUACUGCGGAGACUCUCGAUGACGAUGGGUGGUUGCACACUGGGGAUGUAGCCUAUUACGAUGAAGACGCCUAUUUCUAUGUAGUCGAUAGGUGCAAGGAGUUAAUCAAAGUUAAAGGGAAUCAGGUAUCGCCGACCGAAUUGGAAAAUUUGAUCAUGGAAAUAGAAGGAAUAUUGGACGUGGCUGUAGUUGGGGUGCCGGACACUUUAGCCGGGGAAGUGCCUAAAGCUUACGUGGUACGUAAACCGGGAAUUAAUAUCAACGAAGAGGAGAUUCAACGUUGGGUAAACGGAAAAGUAACGCAUUACAAGAAACUGGUGGGAGGCGUUAAAUUUAUCGAUUCGAUACCCAGAAAUCCGAGCGGGAAGAUCCUUAGGAACGAAUUGAAAGUGAUCAAUUAGUUUUUAUUUGGGAUGGCUUGCUCGUAAAAUAAACUUUUUUUGUCGGAGAGUUAGGGAGAUUUAUAAACAACUUGAAUAGGUAGAUUUUUUUGAAAUUUUUUAUCAAAUGUGGAAGAACUCAUAAUUUUUUUAUUUUUUACAUUUAAGUGAUGAUUAGAUGAACUUUUUUUAUGGCUGCUGAUAGGUACUAAUUGUUCACUUAAUAAAGUUUCUACAUUUUUACAUCAAUUCUAAUGAAAAUCUGUCACUAUAGUUUGUAAGGAGUAAUUUAAAGUUAAAGGAGAAUACAAUUGUAAUUUUAUAGUUCAAUGUUUUACAUAUAUUUUUAUUGGUAUUGCAUGUACCAUGUACUUAUAUAUAAAUAAAUGAAUUGUUU